AUGAGCCAAUCUUCAAGCCUUCCAAUCUUACAAAACAUAACAAAGUUCAAUAGUACGCUCACCAGAAUCUUGGCUCAAAACCCAGGACCAUAUACACUCCAAGGUACCAAUACGUAUUUAAUCUCAGGUUCAAAAUCUAGUUUUUUAAUCGAUACUGGUCAAGGUCUUUCAGCUUAUAUACCAAUCUUAGAAUCAGUUUUAAAAGUUAAUCCACCAGUUUCAGAUAUCAUUUUAACUCAUUAUCAUGGAGAUCAUGUAAAAGGUAUUACAUCAGUACUAAAAUCAAUUCGAUCUAUCAACAAGAAACACUUUGAAUCAUCAUCAGAUCAAUUCAAAAAACCCAAAGUAUGGAAAUAUAAACUCACCAAUCCUAUUCAAAAUUCUUUAAUCAAAUCAGAUGAAGAAGCAAUCGAUACUGAAUUGAUUAAAACUUACUUAGAAACACUUGAAGAGAAAGAAGACUAUUUUGAAAAAUCAUCAAUAACAGAAGAGGGUACUACCAAACCUGAAUACCAGUAUAUGAACUGGCUUAAAGAUGAUCAAAUCUUUAAAAUCUCAGAUCAAUUGAACUUAAAAAUCAUUCAUACACCUGGUCAUACCAAUGAUUCAAUUUCAUGUGCACUUUUUUCAAAUCAAUGUAAUCAAACAGAAACAAAACCCCAUCAAUUAAAUGCAAUCUUCGUAGGUGAUACUAUCCUUGGAGGAAGUACCACAAUCUUUGAUGAUCUAAGUGCUUAUCUUAAAUCACUAGAAAACCUACGAAAUUUAAUCCAAUCCGAAAACUUAAACGGACUCAAAACAUCUGAUUCUUCUACAAAUGAUCAAAACACAAGACUUUAUCCAGGUCACGGUGAUGUGAUUGAAGACGGAUUAGACAAAAUCAAUGAGUAUAUCAAACACCGACUCGAACGUGAAAAACAAAUUUUAGGAUACAUAGCCUACGAACCGAAUUCAACCACUACAGACGAACUUAUGAAAUUUAUUUAUAAUGGUAAAUUACCUGAAAGAGUGAUUCCUGCUGCUCUUAGAGGGUUACGAUUACAUUUAAAGAAACUUAUGGAAGAAGAUCAAGUGAAAGAAAUCGAAUUGGAUCGUUGGACUCGAUUAAAAUCCAAUCAAGAGUAAAUUCAUCAGGUCUGAUGAAAUCUUUCCCUUACUGCAUUAGAGACUUUUUAAAUAAUUUUAUUUAUCAUGCUUUCCUGAAGACAUGUUGGUUGGAGUACAUUUAGAUUUAUAGACUAUGUAUCAAUCUUGUAUACUUAUCUAUAGCAAAGCAAAAUCUACAUUUGGUGAACG
Melampsora larici-populina 98AG31 is the source of this 1296-nucleotide messenger RNA. RefSeq lists its product as uncharacterized. Gene Ontology annotation, biological process: secondary metabolite biosynthetic process. The record is from RefSeq and is a predicted model, not a curated record. Lineage: Eukaryota; Fungi; Basidiomycota; Pucciniomycetes; Pucciniales; Melampsoraceae. The coding region runs from base 1 to 1125 and encodes 374 amino acids. The transcript is spliced from 5 exons.